Messenger RNA from Serpula lacrymans var. lacrymans S7.9, 996 nucleotides. RefSeq lists its product as uncharacterized. Lineage: Eukaryota; Fungi; Basidiomycota; Agaricomycetes; Boletales; Serpulaceae. The record is from RefSeq and is a predicted model, not a curated record. The transcript is spliced from 9 exons. The coding region runs from base 1 to 996 and encodes 331 amino acids.
AUGGACCAGGUACCAUCUGCAAGCAGCGAGCAGCCUGUCUGCAUGGAAUCUUCCCCAGUGGAUGCCUGCAGUAAGAAAACUGAGGACCAUCUUGAUGGCAAAGACAACUCUUUGAUUGAAGGCAUGUAUCUAAGUGCCAAUAUGGAAAUAGAGUUAAUUGGCGAGAACACGGCAAAAAUAUCAAAGGAAGACUGUGGUGAUGCAGAACUAGUGCAAAAUGGUGCUGAUGCCAAUCUGCUGGGGGAUAUUCCUACAAGCCACAUUCAGUCAGGUCCAGCACAUUAUCAAGGUCAAGAUUUACACAACUUAUUCAAACUUAUGCAAGGAUUGCAAAAGUUGGUAGCAGAGUGCAAAGAUGCAAUUGUGAACAAUAAUCAACUGCAAAUGUGCAAAGACUUGUUAAAGAGGAUGGUGCAUGCGGUAGCAGCUCAUGUUAUACAUCUGGCCGGCCAGACCAAAGUCUAUGUUCCAUCCGUGACUAUACAGGAGUUAGAAGCCUUUGCUCAAAUGAGCUUGUGGAACAAGUCAGCUGUACGGGUUUUUGCGGAUAACUUUGUAGUGUUUCACGGCAUCAAUAAGACACAUACAGCCUUACAAUCUGUAAUUGACCACUUCCACAUACACAUCAAGGGGCUCAAGGCCAAAAGACAGAAACAAUCCAAGCCUGCUACAGUGCAAAAGCUGUGUAGUAUUUGGACAUUGCCACAAACAGCAUAUUCAGUGGCACUUUUGACCGCCAUCCAGAAGUUUGCAUGGGAUAAACAGGGUGCUUGGCCUUAUCUGUGGAAUUCUCAAGCUGAGUAUAGCCCCAGCAUCGCAUUUGUGCCAGGCCUUCCUAUCAACACUUACCGCAGUGAACGGCUCUCAAUAAGUUCCUGCAACCAAGAGAGUAAUAUCCAGCUAUCAAUUUUACUAGGAAAAACAUGUAUGCCAGGCAUAGCGCAGGGCCUAGGGUCAGCACUAUCAGUUUGUUCCUUGACCUCCCCACUGGCCUGA